Messenger RNA from Carassius auratus (goldfish), 5129 nucleotides. RefSeq names its product Scm polycomb group protein like 4 (gene scml4). Gene Ontology annotation, biological process: negative regulation of DNA-templated transcription. The coding region runs from base 556 to 1992 and encodes 478 amino acids. The transcript has 9 exons. Gene Ontology annotation, molecular function: chromatin binding; histone binding. Gene Ontology annotation, cellular component: nucleus. The record is from RefSeq and is a predicted model, not a curated record. NCBI's taxonomy places the organism in Eukaryota, Metazoa, Chordata, Actinopteri, Cypriniformes, Cyprinidae.
UUGCUUUAUAGCGAGGAUCGGAAACACUGGUGAAAAUAGCCCGCAAUCCUCCACGGAAUUUCACAAACAAGCUUCUUGUGGGAUCAAGUGGGUUUGUUCCAAAACCCAAGAACCGAAGAGAGAUUCCCCUCACCGUAUACACACACGAAGUAGGCUAUUUAUGCAAUAGAUUUUUUGGGGAUACAGUCGGAUGUCCUGUGUCUGUGUGUUUUACUCUCACCUACAUCGUUUUGCAUAGCAAGGCGAAAUAUAUAAACGUUUCACCAUACGCCCCCGUGGCUUGGCAUUUAAUUAGAUCCCCGGGGUGCGGAUCAGUUUGGCACCGUGUCUGCGUGCAAGCGAAACCGGCUGUUUUUUUGCUCCCGGAGCCCUGGCCGCGGUCCUCGCGCGACUUCACUUCUGCACCGGCGGCGCGGGAGGAAAAUCGAGCCCGCAGUCCAGCUGCUGCAGCUUGGCUAAAUUGUUCUGCACGACUCCGACAGGCGACAAUCUAAGCGCUGUAGCCGUCGACAAGCAGAGUGUAAUGUUUUGGUCGAUGUGUGAGUUGCUGUGGGAAUGAGACUGCGUGGCAGGGAUUUGGAGGAUUCCACUGUCUCCUGGAUACCAAGCGUCUUGGGUGUGCAGACCGUCAGGCUCCGCCUUCGCCUCAAUCGCCGUGACGACAGGGGGAGGGGCCUUUGGCAACUGGUUGACCUGGGAGAGGAAGCACAGAGUGGGCAUCGGAUACGAGACAGUACGCCUCCUACUUGUUCUCAAAGUCUGAUGAGUAUUCCUUCUGCUGCAUCAGUUCAGUCAGGGGGUGGAGAGAUGCAAUCACCUGGGGCCAUUAGUCCCUCCUUCCUCCCGCCCCCAAGUGGAAAAGUUCCAGGUCGCAAGAGGGGUCGCCCACCCCUAAAGAGGCACCCGGAAUAUCAGAGUCGCUACCCAGAAUCCCUCCCACCCAUUAAAGUGCCUAAGAAGAGAGGGAGGAAGCCUGGCUUUAAGCUGAAGGCUCGCUUGAUGACACCUCUAGCCAUCUCUCCUCCCAGCAGCACCCCGGAGCCAGACAUGAGUUCUAUUCCCCAGGACGCUGCUACUAUCCCCCACUCAGCCACUCCACAGGUCCUCACAGUGUGCAUCUACGUGAAUAAGCAUGUGAACACGGGUCCUAACCUGGACAGGCAGAAGGUGCUGCAGCUGCCCGAUCACCUGGGUCCUGCCAGGCCCUCUGUGGUGCUUCAGCAGGCGGUACAGGGCUGCAUUGACAGCGCGUUUCAGCAGAAAGCCGUCUUCACCCUGCUUACUGAGGGCUACGGGGGAGAAAAGAUCUCAGCCACCUUUGAUGGUAAGCAGCAUUUGUUGAGUUUGCCAGUGGUCAACAGCGUGGGCUAUGUCCUACGCUUCCUCAAGAAGUUGUGCAGAAGCCUGUUGUGUGAGAACCUCUUCAGUGACCAGCCCAUCGCCCCUUCAUCGUCUCCCUCCUCCUCUUCUUCAUUCCAUGCUGAAAAGCACUCAGACGGACAGCCCAAGUCAACAGACUCAAUGGUGGACGAUUACCAUGGAGAUUCAAUGGACCCCAAGCGCUAUUCAGUUGACCCCAUUGACUCUGCCUACGGUGCGAUGUCCUCACCGUACACCGCGAGUAAACCUGUGUAUGGUUUUCGUUCUGGCACUGCCUACUCUGGAGGUGUGUGCAGGCAAGCAGCCAGUCCCAGCACAUUCCAGGAAGGAAACAGAAGUGCCUAUAGUCCAUCCCCAGAGGGAGGGGAGGCAAAGCCCCCACCCAGUAAGGAUCCCUCCAGGUGGAGCGUGGAUGAGGUGGUGUGGUUUAUCAAGGAUGCAGACCCUCAAGCGCUGGGCCCUCACGUGGAUCUCUUCAGAAAACAUGAGAUUGAUGGGGAUGCUCUUCUUCUCCUGAAGAGCGACAUGAUCAUGAAGUACCUGGGACUCAAACUGGGUCCGGCUCUCAAGCUCUGCUACCACAUCGACAAACUAAAACAGAACAAGUUCUGACCUGUCUCUGCACCCUACAAACACAGAUGGAUUCACUCACAGUAUUUACUGUCACUCUCAUUUGUUGUAGUACAGGAUCCUCCCCCAACCCCACUCCCCCCCACUCUGGUCAUUUGAGGACAAGUACCAGACCAUUUUUUUUACUUGCUUGGUGUGUCUGCCUGUAUAUUGAGGCAUUUUACUGACCAGAACGUUUCUUUUUCUAAUUUCAAGUGCACAAGCAUUUUAUUGAUUACUUGAUACUGAACACUGCUCUGAUCAAAUGGCAUGUCAUCUCAGCUGCUUUCUGGGAUUUGAGUUAUUUGUCCUCAAGUGAGAGUUAUGCAGAUGAGUUAUAAGUGUAAAUCAUGCUUUUUCAAAUGGGCCUCAUUACAAACAUAUUAAGUCAGAGACAAACGAGCUCCAAUGUUUUCAGAGCCAUGGACCCUUGUCUAAAUCCCUGUGAACUUCACAGCCACCUGCUGGUGAAGGGGAGUCACUGCAACUCUGUCAUAUUUACUACCAUUGUAACCAGGAACCAUUCAACUUUCUUUUUUAUUUUGACAGCUACUUCAGAGGCCACUAACCUGGGAGAUCACUAACAUACAGAAUUCAGCAUUGUGCUUUUGACUGAACAGAUACAGUACGCACACAGUUUUUCCAGGGUACAACUAUGAACAGUUUCACUUUGCAACCAGCAAAUAACAGGCACAAAUGCAACUUUACUCAGCAAUGGACCAUUCACGUCAUCUUUGGAAAGCCUCCUUGGCAGCCUAAAUCAGAACUAAACAGGAUACACUACUAGGCAGUUUAAAAUGGUGCAUUACAAACAUAGUAAUGCAUACCAGGUGCUGUUUCUCAACAAACAAGUCAAGUUAAUAAAAACAACUAUACUGGUACAGUACAUUUCUUACUGUGGACCAAAUAGAGGUCUUAUUAGUCCCUAAAUGUCUUGUUUUUCCCCUCUUUUCGGAGCAGACUGAAAAGCUGCUCUGAUUCUACACAAAUGUCAGCUUAUGAUUUACUUCGAAAAUGAGAAGAACUUUACAGUAGUGCUCAGUAAAUUCAUUUCAUUGGGUAUCAUGAACUAACAAUGAGCUAUACUUUUACAGUAUUUAUUAAUCUAGUUGAAUGAUAAUUACUACAUAUACUACUGUUUAUAUGUUUGGGGUCUGCAAGAAAGAAAGUAGAAUAAAAAAAUUAAUUGAUCAAAUCUAGCAGUAAAGAUAUGGUUUCCACAAAAAUACUAAGUAGCACAACUUUUCCGGCAUUGAAACGAAAUCUUAAUCAUCAUAUUAAAUUGGUUUCUGAAGGAUCAUGUGACACUGAAGACGAGUAAUGAUUCUGAAAAUUCAGCUUUGCAUGAAUUCGUAUUACUGUGCUAUAAACAAACAUAAAUUAAAAAUGCACAAUAGCAUAUUUAUAAAUUGCCAUUAGCCCAGAUUAAUAAAUGCAGUAAAAUUGUUAGUUUACAUAUGAAUUAAUAAAUGUAAACAAAUUGAACUUUACUGUAAAGUUUCAUCAAAAAGUACGACAUGUUUCAGCCUAUUUUUUAAAUGUGACAUUUAGACUUUGAUAUGUAAUAAUUGUUAUUAUUAUUGUUAUUAUUAUUUGUAUUAUUAGUAUUUUUUUAUUGAGCUAAAGUGGCAUUCAGAAUCACUGUAUUCCUAUUCAGACAGGUGAACUUAAGGGAUCGUUCAUGCAAAAUGAAUAAUUUGUCAUCAUUUAUUAACCCUCAUGUUGUUCCAAGACUUAUAGUGAAAUUCAGUUUUGUUCCACAGGAAUGCUUAUGAAUGACAUGACGGUGAAUAAAUGAUGACAGAUUUGCCAUUUUUAGGUGAACUAUCCCUUUAAGUCGGCCUUGAUGAUGUCAUAUCCAAAAAUGGAUUACACCGAAGUGUACAACUUUUCUGUAUCUGCAAUCAUGUGUAAAUAUGAUAACUUAUGUGAUAAUCACUGAUGAAAUCUACCAUUUCUUAAGUUAAAAAUCUAUUAAGUACAGUUUAGAGCCAAUCAUCCAAUGAACACAUCCAGCUUUAACAUGUAAUCAGCUUUGCUGUGCUAGACUUCAUUGUUGAACAAUCUGCCUCUUAAAGCCACUGCUAUGUUAAACCGAGCGUCUGUACAGAAUCAUUGUUUAUCAUUUUGCAACAGGGAGGCUUUUGAGAUGUUUUUUUUCCUUUUGGUGUAGCAUCAGUUGUCCUGGGUAAUAGCUUUCUCAAUGAAAAAUGUAGGCACCAGUAAGAAAUAAAGGGAAAUAAUCGGUGAGCUCUUAAAUCUGGUGCCAAGAGGUCAGGGUUCUUUAUGACUAAAUCUACUGAUUUGAAAAGUAGUGUUCAUUUUUUAAUAAACUAGGCUUUAAUCAUGUGAUGCCCAAGAUUAUAGAAAUGAAUUACCCAUGUGUGAUGUUCAAUUUCUUGUAUUAGCUUUAAAAGCAGUUUUUUUCUUUCCACUCAUGUACUCAAACAGUGGGAAUAUCUUGUUAGUUUUAAAAGCCCUUUAACUGAGUAAUAGCAGCACUGAGAUUUUACAUAUGUUUCUAAAUACUAUAUUCUAUGGCUGCACUUAACUAAAUCAUGUAAGAAGCCCCGACACAAUAACAAUCAUAACAAUCUUUAAUAAUUUUGUUUUGUGCCGUUUAUGAUAUCACACAAAUAUUCUGCUGAUAUUGACUGACUCUGAUGUUCCUGGCUAGAUAUUGCCUACAUUUGUGACGGGAAUAUUAGUGGGCUUUUAGGGAUGAUCCUUUCUGCGGUUCAUAAUUUUGUGUGUGCAUAUGUCAGGUUGCGUUUGCCUCCGCACCAUGUCAUUCCUUGUCAUUUUUUAUGUAAUGACAAAUGUAAAUGUACAUUUAUGAAUGCUGCUCUUGAUGAUAGCCCCUGUAAGAUUGUUUAAAUUUGUCAGCUCACAAAAGAGUUUUAAUGGAAAAAGGGGGACUACAACACGGACCAUUCAUGUUGGUGCUAUGAUAUGACUGUGUAUUUAACAAAUAAUGAUUUUAUGCAUAUGAUUUUAUGGUUGGUUUGCUUUAUUUCUUCAGAUAGGCUUCAGUCUUGUGAACUUUCGUGACUGACGACAGGCUCUGCAUUGCGUGUCUGUUUGUGAGGUUAAUAUAGAGCAUUAUGAAAGAGUCAGAAUAAAGCAUUAUGAACACCCUA